Molecule: messenger RNA, 864 nt
Organism: Ixodes scapularis (black-legged tick)
Lineage: Eukaryota; Metazoa; Arthropoda; Arachnida; Ixodida; Ixodidae
Product: caldesmon-like
Exons: 1
Coding region: 1-864 (287 amino acids)
Source: RefSeq, a predicted model, not a curated record
AUGAGUUUGGAGGCAUUCCGCUGGUACGACUUGGUACAGGUCUGUACCGAAUUAGGAAUAGAUUUGGGGCAGAGAAAAAGGAAGCCGCACAUCAUAAAACUCCUUCAGGCCGUAGACGUCAGCGUUGAGGAGUUUACAGAGGCUUUGGAGGAAAUUCGCGGCAGGGAACAGGAGGCUCGCGAAAGGGAACAGGAGGUUCGCGAGGAGGAACGCAGAAAGCGGGCCGACGAGAAGGCUCUCGAGACGGCGAGAUGGGAGCUCGAGAAGAGCGAGUAUAAGCGCGAAAUGGAGCGGCUCGACUACGAGUUCGAGCAGCUAGAGCUCGCGAAAAAAGCGCGGGAGGUUGAGUGUCUUCGUCGGCAAACACCAGGCGUUGAAGGGGUGACAGGAAAGGCGUGUCAGGGAAAGGAGAAAGUGGGAGCUGGGGACACUGGGAUGACCGGAGACCAGCGUCUUUCUCCCGACACGGCCGUCACCGUUCUUCGCAAGCCCGACCCGAACUCCGAGCGGCGGGACGGUGAGAGUGACGUGGAAGCAGCAACAGAAGUGGUGUGUCAGGAAAAGAGGAAAAUGGAAGCUGGGGUCACCGAGGUGACCGCAAACCAGCAUGUUUCCUCUGACGCGACCGACGCUGUUCCACGGAAGACCGACGCCGUUCCGCACAAGAUCUACCCAACAGCCAAGCUGCAGGAAGCUGAGAGUGAUCGGGAUCCCGGGAAAGAAGAGAAGGCUCUUCGGGCGUCCAGCGGCGGCUUCCCGGAUGACGAAGGCGACGCCAAGACAGAGGCGACGCCGGGGAAGUUCAUCCAGCUCAUGGAGAGCAGCGCCGAGAUGCCGGAGAAAGCGGUCCAGCAAUCAAGAUAG